Messenger RNA from Rhinopithecus roxellana (golden snub-nosed monkey), 6652 nucleotides. It is a transcript of the gene PCSK5, whose product is annotated as proprotein convertase subtilisin/kexin type 5. The transcript is spliced from 38 exons. Gene Ontology annotation, molecular function: serine-type endopeptidase activity. Gene Ontology annotation, biological process: peptide hormone processing. Gene Ontology annotation, cellular component: Golgi membrane; trans-Golgi network. The record is from RefSeq and is a predicted model, not a curated record. NCBI's taxonomy places the organism in Eukaryota, Metazoa, Chordata, Mammalia, Primates, Cercopithecidae. Bases 17 to 5680 code for a protein of 1887 amino acids.
GCGAGGCGCCGGGACCAUGGGCUGGGGGAGCCGCUGCUGCUGCCCGGGACGUUUGGACCUGCUGUGCGUGCUGGCGCUGCUCGGGGGCUGCCUGCUCCCCGUGUGCCGGACGCGCGUCUACACAAACCACUGGGCAGUCAAAAUCGCCGGGGGCUUCCCGGAGGCCAACCGUAUCGCCAGCAAGUACGGAUUCAUCAACAUAGGACAGAUAGGGGCCCUGAAGGACUACUACCACUUCUACCAUAGCAGGACGAUUAAAAGGUCAGUUAUUUCGAGCAGAGGGACCCACAGUUUCAUUUCAAUGGAACCAAAGGUGGAAUGGAUCCAACAGCAAGUGGUAAAAAAGCGGACAAAGAGGGAUUAUGACUUCAGUCGUGCCCAGUCUACCUAUUUCAAUGAUCCCAAGUGGCCCAGCAUGUGGUAUAUGCACUGCAGUGACAAUACGCAUCCCUGCCAGUCUGACAUGAAUAUCGAAGGAGCCUGGAAGAGAGGCUACACGGGAAAGAACAUUGUGGUCACUAUUCUGGAUGACGGAAUUGAGAGAACCCAUCCAGAUCUGAUGCAAAACUACGAUGCUCUGGCAAGUUGCGACGUGAAUGGGAAUGACUUGGACCCAAUGCCUCGUUAUGAUGCAAGCAACGAGAACAAGCACGGAACUCGCUGUGCUGGAGAAGUGGCAGCCGCUGCAAACAAUUCGCACUGCACGGUCGGAAUUGCUUUCAACGCCAAGAUCGGAGGAGUGCGAAUGCUGGACGGAGAUGUCACCGACAUGGUUGAAGCAAAAUCAGUUAGCUUCAACCCCCAGCACGUGCACAUUUACAGCGCCAGCUGGGGCCCGGAUGAUGAUGGCAAGACUGUGGACGGACCAGCCCCCCUCACCCGGCAAGCCUUUGAAAACGGCGUUAGAAUGGGGCGGAGAGGCCUCGGCUCUGUGUUUGUUUGGGCAUCUGGAAAUGGCGGAAGGAGCAAAGACCACUGCUCCUGUGAUGGCUACACCAACAGCAUCUACACCAUCUCCAUCAGCAGCACUGCAGAAAGCGGAAAGAAACCUUGGUACCUGGAAGAGUGCUCAUCCACGCUGGCCACAACCUACAGCAGCGGGGAGUCCUACGAUAAGAAAAUUAUCACUACAGAUCUGAGGCAGCGUUGCACCGACAACCACACUGGGACGUCGGCCUCAGCCCCCAUGGCUGCAGGCAUCAUUGCACUGGCCCUGGAAGCCAAUCCGUUUCUGACCUGGAGAGACGUACAGCAUGUUAUUGUCAGGACUUCCCGUGCGGGACAUUUGAACGCUAAUGACUGGAAAACCAAUGCUGCUGGUUUUAAGGUGAGCCAUCUUUAUGGAUUUGGACUGAUGGAUGCAGAAGCCAUGGUGAUGGAGGCAGAGAAGUGGACCACCGUUCCCCGGCAGCACGUGUGUGUGGAGAGCACAGACCGACAAAUCAAAACAAUCCGCCCUAACAGUGCAGUGCGCUCCAUCUACAAAGCUUCGGGCUGCUCGGAUAACCCCAACCGCCAUGUCAACUACCUGGAGCAUGUUGUUGUGCGCAUCACCAUCACCCACCCCAGGAGAGGAGACCUGGCCAUCUACCUGACCUCGCCCUCGGGAACUAGGUCUCAGCUUUUGGCCAACAGGCUAUUUGAUCACUCCAUGGAAGGAUUUAAAAACUGGGAGUUCAUGACCAUUCAUUGCUGGGGAGAAAGAGCUGCUGGUGACUGGGUCCUUGAAGUUUAUGAUACUCCCUCUCAGCUAAGGAACUUUAAGACUCCAGGUAAAUUGAAAGAAUGGUCUUUGGUCCUCUAUGGCACCUCCGUGCAGCCAUAUUCACCAACCAAUGAGUUUCCUAAAGUGGAACGGUUCCGCUAUAGCCGAGUUGAAGACCCCACAGACGACUAUGGCACAGAGGAUUAUGCAGGUCCCUGCGACCCUGAGUGCAGUGAGGUUGGCUGUGAUGGGCCAGGACCAGACCACUGCAAUGACUGUUUGCACUACUACUACAAGCUGAAAAACAAUACCAGGAUCUGUGUCUCCAGCUGCCCCCCUGGCCACUACCACGCCGACAAGAAGCGCUGCAGGAAGUGUGCCCCCAACUGUGAGUCCUGCUUUGGGAGCCAUGGUGACCAGUGCCUGUCCUGCAAAUAUGGAUACUUUCUGAAUGAAGAAACCAACAGCUGUGUUACUCACUGCCCCGAUGGGUCAUAUCAGGAUACCAAGAAAAAUCUUUGCCGGAAAUGCAGUGAAACCUGCAAGACAUGUACUGAAUUCCAUAACUGUACAGAAUGUAGGGAUGGGUUAAGCCUGCAGGGAUCCCGGUGUUCUGUCUCCUGUGAAGACGGACGGUACUUCAACGGCCAGGACUGCCAGCCCUGCCACCGCUUCUGCGCCACUUGUGCUGGGGCAGGAGCUGAUGGGUGCAUUAACUGCACAGAGGGCUACUUCAUGGAGGAUGGGAGAUGCGUGCAGAGCUGUAGUAUCAGCUAUUACUUUGACCACUCUUCAGAGAAUGGAUACAAAUCCUGCAAGAAAUGUGAUACCAGUUGUUUGACGUGCAAUGGCCCAGGAUUCAAGAACUGUACAAGCUGCCCCAGUGGGUAUCUCUUAGACUUAGGAAUGUGUCAAAUGGGAGCCAUUUGCAAGGAUGGAGAAUACGUUGAUGACCAUGGCCACUGCCAGACCUGUGAGGCCUCAUGUGCCAAGUGCCGGGGACCAACCCAGGAAGACUGCACUACCUGCCCCAUGACAAGGAUUCUUGAUGAUGGCCGCUGUGUUUCAAACUGUCCCUCAUGGAAAUUUGAAUUUGAGAAUCAAUGCCAUCCAUGCCACCACACCUGCCACAGAUGCCAAGGAAGCGGCCCUACCCACUGCACCUCCUGUGAAGCAGACAACUAUGGCCGAGAGUACUUCCUACACCAGGGAGAGUGUCGAGAUAGCUGCCCAGAGGGCCACUAUGCCACUGAAGGGAAUACCUGCCUGCCCUGCCCAGACAACUGUGAGCUUUGCCACAGCAUGCACGUUUGCAUAAGAUGCACAAGGGGCUACUUCAUAGCGCCCACCAACCACACGUGCCAGAAGUUGGAGUGUGGACAAGGUGAAGUCCAAGACCCAGACUAUGAAGAAUGUGUACCUUGUGAAGAAGGAUGUCUGGGAUGCAGCUUGGAUGAUCCAGGAACAUGCACAUCUUGCGCUAUGGGGUAUUACAGGUUUGAUCAGCAUUGUUAUAAAACCUGUCCUGAGAAGACCUACAGUGAGGAACUGGAAUGCAAGGCAUGUGAUAGUAACUGUGGCAGCUGUGACCAGAAUGGAUGUUACUGGUGUGAAGAGGGCUUCUUUCUCUUGGGUGGCAGUUGUGUGAGGAAAUGUGGCCCUGGAUUCUAUGGUGACCAAGAAAUGGGAGAAUGUGAGCCCUGCCACCAAGAGUGCGAAACCUGCACAGGCCCUGGUCAUGACGAGUGCAGCAGCUGCCGGGAGGGACUGCAGCCGCUGCGUGGGGUGUGCGUGCGCGCCACCCAGACCCGGGAGGAGGGCAAAUUCUGGAAUGAAGCUGUGCCCAUUGCAAACCUAUCUGUGGUGAAGAGCCUGCUGCAGGAGCGACGAAGGUGGAAAGUUCAAAUCAAAAGAGAUACUUGGGGAAAAUCCCAGCCUUGUCAUUCUUCUUGUAAAACCUGCAAUGGAUCUGCAACUCUGUGCACUUCAUGUCCCAAAGGUGCAUAUCUUCUGGCUCAGGCCUGUGUUACCUCCUGUCCCCAAGGCACAUGGCCUUCCGUAAGGAGCAGGAGCUGCGAGAACUGUACGGAGGCCUGUGCCCUCUGCUCUGGAGCCGAUCUUUGCAAAAAGUGCGGGAUGCAGCUGGGCCACCCUCUCUUCCUCCAUGAAGGCAGGUGCUACUCCAAGUGCCCAGAGGGCUCUUUUGCAGAAGAUGGUGUAUGUGAACGUUGUAGCUCUCCUUGCAGAACAUGUGAAGGAAACACCACCAACUGCCAUUCUUGUGAAGGAGGCCUCGUCCUGCACCACAGAGUGUGCCAGGAAACCUGCCCCGAGAGGCAUGUGGCUGUGGAGGGGGUGUGCAAGCAUUGUCCAGAGAUGUGUCAGGACUGCAUCCACGAGCAAAUAUGCAAAGAGUGCAUGCCUGAGUUCUUCCUGCAUGAUGAUAUGUGCCACCAGUCCUGUCCCCGUGGCUUCUACGCAGACUCGCGCCACUGUGUUCCCUGCCAUAAAGACUGUCUGGAGUGCAGUGGCCCCAAAGUCGACGACUGCGAGCUCUGUCGUGAGAGUUCCUGGGUCCUCUAUGAUGGGCUGUGCUUGGAAGAGUGUCCAGCAAGAACCUAUUAUGAAAAAGAGACUAAGGAGUGCAGAGAUUGUCACAAGUCCUGCUUGACCUGCUCAUCGUCUGGGACCUGCACCGCCUGUCAGAAAGGCCUGAGGAUGAACCCUCAUGGGAGCUGCCAGGCCAACAAGAAAUGUGCCCCCUCCGAGUACUGGGAUGAGGAUGCUCCCGGGUGCAAGCCCUGCCACACUAAGUGCCUCCACUGCACGGGGCCGGCGGAGGACCAGUGUCAAACAUGCCCCAGGGUCAGCCUUCUUCUCAACACAACCUGUGUGAAGGACUGCCCAGAGGGCUAUUAUGCUGAUGAGGACAGCCACCAGUGUGCCCGCUGCCACAGCUCUUGCAGGACAUGUGAAGGGAGACACAGCAGGCAGUGCCACUCCUGCCGACCAGGCUGGUUCCAGCUGGGAAAAGAGUGCCUGCUCCAGUGCAGGGAAGGGUAUUACGCAGACAACUCCACCGGCCGGUGUGAGAGGUGCCACAGGAUCUGCAAGGGGUGCCAGGGCCCACGGCCCACAGACUGCCUGUCUUGCGAUAGAUUUUUCUUUCUGCUCCGCUCCAAAGGAGAGUGUCAUCGCUCCUGCCCAGACCAUUACUAUGUAGAGCAAAGCACACAGACCUGUGAGAGAUGCCAUCCGACUUGUGAUCAAUGCAAAGGAAAAGGAGCGUUGAAUUGCUUAUCCUGUGUGUGGAGUUACCACCUCAUGGGAGGGAUCUGCACCUCGGACUGUCUUGUUGGGGAAUACAGAGUGGGAGAGGGAGAGAAGUUUAACUGUGAAAAAUGCCACGAGAGCUGCAUGGAAUGCAAGGGACCAGGGGCCAAGAACUGCACCUUGUGCCCCGCCAACCUGGUGCUGCACAUGGACGACAGCCGCUGCCUCCACUGCUGCAACACCUCCGAUCCCACCAGUGCCCAGGAGUGCUGUGACUGCCAGGACACCACGGAAGAGUGCAUCCUUCGAACGAGCAAAGUUAGGCCUGCCGCUGAGCACUUCAAGACAGCUCUAUUCAUCACCUCCUCUGUGAUGCUGGCGCUUCUGCUCGGGGCAGCUGUGGUCGUGUGGAAGAAAUCUCGUGGCCGAGUCCAGCCAGCAGCAAAGGCCGGCUAUGAAAAGCUGGCCGACCCCAACAAGUCUUACUCCUCCUAUAAGAGCAGCUAUGGAGAGAGCACCAGCUUUGAAGAGGAUCAGGUGAUUGAGUACAGGGAUCGGGACUAUGAUGAGGAUGAUGAUGAUGACAUCGUCUACAUGGGCCAGGAUGGCACAGUCUACCGGAAAUUUAAGUAUGGGCUGCUGGAUGACAAUGACGAAGAUGAGCUGGAAUACGAUGAUGAGAGUUACUCCUACUACCAGUAAACAGGCACCCCCCCACCACCACCAUUCCACUCUCAGGCAUGCCUGUGAGCAUCACUGUUUUUGGUUUUAUCCCCACACCAGGCUGAUGUGUGAGUGUUUCUAUUUGUCUUCUUUAACCAUGAAUCCAACCAGAAUACGUAAGAAUGAUGAAAUACUUUGUUCUUUUGAGUGGCUAAACUCAAUUAACAGUUCCUGUUCAACCGUAAUUGAAGAGCAAGCAUAAAAUUCAGAGGAAUUUUCCUCAAAAUAAUGUGUCAAGACACAAAAAUGCAGGAAGUGAAAACAAAUGAGAUUUGUACAAACUCUUCUGUGUGAUUGAAAAAAAAAAAGGACAGUAGAUCUACAGAAAUUCUGUUUCCAAGCUGCAUUGUGGAGGUGUCUGCUGCCUCCUGGUGUUCUAACUUUUCUUUAUCUAGUUCUGGGGAUAAUGGAGGUACAAAGGAGUUGUUGGUUUGGUAGUGUUUUUCUCCCCUUUAGCUGUCUUUAGGCAGAGAUUUGUUUUGUACGGGCCAAGAAAAGAGGGCUCUUAUCAGUUGACUCCAGGCCACCCCUGGUGAGCAGAAGAGACCACCUGGGCUGGGCUGCUCAGGACCUACUUGAGAUAAGGGAAGAAAAGAGAAGGUGCAUCAGAGCUGAGGAGCCAUGAGGUCCCCAGGCCCUAGUUCCUCCACAGGAAUCCACAGUCACAACAAUUCUAAUGGCAGAACAAGCCCAGCGAGAAAGAAAUGACUGAGUUUCCAGGAACUGCACUCUCAUGAUUUUCUGGGUACUUUUCGCCUGGGAGUCGCCUGGGAUGUCAUCAGCUAAGACAUCACAUAAUAAAAGAAAAAUGGCAGUGUUAACCUAACAUAAAAUGGAAUAAAAUGACAAACACUUCAUCUACUCUAAAAAAUUCAGAGCUUUCCUUCAUCGACAACCCAUCACAAAACCGUGGGCUCUCCAUAGAAAGAGUUGGAAUAGAGUCUAACGUGG